Messenger RNA from Eriocheir sinensis (Chinese mitten crab), 3140 nucleotides. RefSeq names its product abl interactor 2-like (gene Abi). The record is from RefSeq and is a predicted model, not a curated record. The transcript is spliced from 10 exons. Gene Ontology annotation, molecular function: SH3 domain binding. NCBI's taxonomy places the organism in Eukaryota, Metazoa, Arthropoda, Malacostraca, Decapoda, Varunidae. Bases 199 to 1632 code for a protein of 477 amino acids.
UGUUGUUUUAUGCAUGUUUUAGUGAUGUGUCAGAGGGUGCGAGUGGCAGCCCUGGACACACAACAACAAGGCAGGCAGCCGACGCCCUUCCUCCCUGUGCCGAGUUAAUCCUUCCCGCCUCGCCCACAGGAGCUACGGAGGCGGCAGGGGAUAGGGCCCGCAGGUGUUGUGCCACACACCACCACCACCACCACCGCCAUGGCACUGUCGUCUGAGUUUGUCACGCUGGUGGAGCAGGAGAUCCCCGAGGGCCGGCAGUCCCUCUCAGAUUCCCACGCCAACCUGGAGAAGGUGGCCGCAUACUGCAUCGAGAACUUUGCCAGGGCUGAGAACAAGAAUGGCGCACUUGAGGAGACCAAGAACUACACAACGCAGAGCCUGGCCAGCGUGGCAUACCAGAUCAACACCCUGGCCUACAACUUCCUGCAGAUGGUGGAGCAGCAGGCAAACCAGCUGGCAGAGAUGGAGAGCCAGGUCAACUACAUAUCACAGAUGGUGAUGGUGCACAAGGAGAAGGUAGCGCGGCGGGAGAUCGGCGUGCUCACCACCAACAAGACCACGGCGCGUCAGUACAAGAUCCUGGCGCCCUCCAACACAGAGAAGCCUAUCAAGUAUGUCCGCAAGCCCAUCGAUUUUACCGCCUUGGAUGACAUUGGGCACGGUCUCCGCUCCUCCUCCUCCUCCACGCCUCGGUCCAGACGGUCAGCCAGCAGCGUGGGAGUGCCGCCCCCCCCUGCCCACCAGCAGCCCCCCACCUCUGCCGGCCCCGCCCCCACCACCAAGCCCCCCACGCCGCCCCAGGCCAACCGCUCCGUGUCCUCCCUCUCGCGGGGCUCCAGGGAAUACCGCACGCCCCCUGCUGUCGCUCCCCCACAGGUGCCGAGUAACUAUGCCCCGAACUACCCCAUUGGUCACCCACGGCGGGGCGAACGCACCAGCGGGUACAGCACACUCCCCCACCAGUCCGCGGCACAUGUGGCACCCAUGGCCCACAAUGGGGGAGGCGGGGGAGUGGUGGCACCUCCCCCACAGGUUGGCAUGGUCCACCCCAUGGCUCACGGCGGGGUGCCCCAGGGAGGGUCCUAUGGGGCCCCGCCGCCACCCCCGCCCCACAUGCAGGAGCCACCCCAGUAUGCUGCACACCAGAUCAACAUGCCACGCUACCCCACGGUGAUCCGGCCAGCCAUGACCUUACCCAAGAACCUCACCAACAAGUCUCUGGCCAACAAAGUGUCAGAGCCAGCCCUAGCGCCCCCCUCCCCCGCCUCCUCUGGUCCUGUGAGUGAGCCCGACUACACCAGCCGCUCCUCGGGUGCCUCCAGCCCCCCCCUGCCGCCGCCGCCCCCCUCAGAGGUGGACGCCCCCCCUGCCAUACCCCCGCACUUCAUGGAGAAAGUGAUGGACGACAUCCCGGUUCGUCACAUGGGCCCCCCACCACCAGCUGUUCCGCCGCACUACCUGGAGAAAGUGAUCGCCGUGUACGACUACUCAGCAGACAAGGACGAUGAGUUGACCUUCAGCGAGAACGCCGUCAUCUAUGUGCUAAAGAAGAACGACGACGGCUGGUGGGAGGGAGUCAUGGAUGGCGUGACAGGACUAUUCCCAGGGAACUACGUGGAGCCCCUCAUGUAACGCGCACACACACACACACACACACACACACACAUACGCAUACACAAAUAUAGAUAAAUAAAUAAAUGAACAAAUGAAUGAAUGAUUAAAAAUAACACAAACACACACACACACACACACACACACACACACAUAAGUAAGUGAAUAAGUAAAUUAAUGACUAAGUAAAAAUGAUAUACACACACACACACACACCACAUGCAAGAGAGAGAGAGAGAGAGAGAGAGAGAGAGGAAGGGAGGGGAAGCAGAGGAUGGUAUAGUUAUUCUCUCUCUCUCUCUCUCUCUCUCUCAAGCACAAACUACUAUCCCAGCCAUGACCUCCACACACACACACACACAUUCAUUAGUAUUAGGCUGCAUCCAGGUUAUCAGUGUGGUAAGUCAAUGGCGUCUGUGUAUGUAAGUGUUCACUGUACAUAUAUAUCUUUUUCAGUAAUAAUUAUAAGUAGUAAUAAUAAGAUUGUGUUUGGAAGAAGGAAAUCAUGUAUGUAUGUAAGUGUUCAUUGUACAUAUAUUUCUUUUUCAGUAAUAAUAAUAAUAGUAAUGAUGUGUUUGGAAGAAGGAUAUUUGGGUUGAGUCCUCCUUAUAUUAUACUGUAUUAUUAUUAUUAUUAUUAUUUUAUUUUUUCAUUACUAUUACUGGUUAAUUGAUAUAUGUUUUAGGCGGAGUCGUCCUCCUCCUCUGCAUGCUGUGUAUAGGUGUAUGUGCAACACUUGAUUCAUAUGAAGGUCAGCCUCCCCAAGGUGAUAAGUGCAUGUUUAAUUGAGGAACAAAUUGGACCCCACAGAGAAGUAGUGACCUCUUGCCAAAAUUGACCCCCAUCCAGGGCUGGGUCAGGUUGAAUUCAGAAAUUAACUUAAUCAGUAGAAGUAGGAUAGAAGUAGCAGACGUGGUAGCCGCAGAAAAGUGUCCCUAUAAUGUCCUUCCCUUCAGCCUGGCCUUGGCAACAUUGGGUCGUAUUACAAGAUAUUUUGUCUCCCAAGUUCACGUAUUUGACAAGGCUUUCGUAGGAGUUGUGGGCAUUUCCAGGAGUAGUUUUAUGACCCUGGUGGUAGUCUGACCCUUCUUCUGUACCAUGAACCUCAAGAAACACUCAUUAGAACCCGACUGACCCCUCUUUGGCCUUUAGAAUUAGCUGAUGUGAGAAGCAAAAGUGUCUUAUGAUACCAACCAUUGUGUAAAAGUGUAGCCAGUGACCGUGGCGUGGCUGAGUGUGUUCCGUGUGUGUUGUGCCGGACAGUGUGUUGAGGUGCAGGCUGUGUUGUCUGGCAGGCACUGAUUACACACACGUUGGCCUUAUGAUCUGCGGCACCAGCAAGGAAGGAGUGGCACCGUUCCAGCCUGUCAAGGUGGUGGUGCCAUUGCCUGCUGUCUUGCCUCAAUGGAAAGUCUAGAGAAAAUGUCUUCGGUCAGUCCCAAUUUUUGCUCACCAGGAAAUACUUUACUGUUAAUUCAUCAGUGAAAACUUUCCCUGUGCAUUAUAUACAAUAAACAUGUUGUAACCCA